Ochotona curzoniae (black-lipped pika) is the source of this 6329-nucleotide messenger RNA. It is a transcript of the gene REST, whose product is annotated as RE1 silencing transcription factor. NCBI's taxonomy places the organism in Eukaryota, Metazoa, Chordata, Mammalia, Lagomorpha, Ochotonidae. Gene Ontology annotation, cellular component: nucleus. The record is from RefSeq and is a predicted model, not a curated record. The transcript is spliced from 4 exons. The coding region runs from base 217 to 3066 and encodes 949 amino acids. Gene Ontology annotation, biological process: regulation of gene expression.
UCCUGCACGCCUCGCGGCCCUGCCUCGGCGAGCCUCCCCCCACCACCCCAAAACUCACAACUUUUCUCCUCUUUCCUCUCCGCCUCCCCACCCCCCCACCCCCGCCCUCCUCCCCUCCUGCGAAACUCCAGCAACAAAGAAAAGUCAGCGGCGGCGGAACCGAGACGCCCCGUCCGCUCGGCCGCCGCUCGUCGCCGGCCGAGGACGAAUACAGCCAUGGCCACCCAGGUGAUGGGACAGUCUCCUGGAGGAGGAGGGCUGUUCACCAACAGUGGCAACAUGGGCAUGGCCUUGCCCAACGACAUGUAUGACUUACAGGAGCUCUCCAAGGCGGAACUGGCCGCCCCCCAGCUUAUCAUGCUGGCCAACGUGGCCCUGACGGGGGAAGUGAAUGGCGGCUGCUGUGAUUACCUGGUGGGGGAAGACAGACAGAUGGCAGAGCUGCUGCCUGUUGGGGACCACUUCUCCGACAGUGAUGGAGAAGGACUUGAGGAGGCUUCGGAAGCAAAGGGUGAAUCCAGCGCACUGCAGAGCAUGGAGCUGCGGAGCCUGGAGCUCGGUGCCACGGAGCCACAGCAGCCAGUGUUUGAGGCCGCCGCCACGCCAGCGGUUUAUGGCUCCAAUAAAGACGUUCCAGCCGAAGCCCCGGGAGCGGAGGACAAAGGCAAGAGCUUGAAGACCAAGCCCUUCCGCUGUAAGCCGUGCCAGUACGAAGCCGAGUCGGAGGAGCAGUUUGUGCACCACAUCCGCGUCCACAGUGCCAAGAAGUUUUUUGUGGAAGAAAGCGCGGAGAAGCAAGCCAAAGCCAGGGAGGCUGGCUCUGCCCCCGCCGAAGACGGGGAUCUCUCCAAGGGCCCCAUCCGCUGCGAGCGCUGCGGCUACAACACCAACCGCUACGACCACUACACGGCGCACCUGAAGCACCACACCCGGGCCGGCGCCAACGAGCGCGUAUACAAGUGCAUCAUCUGCACGUACACCACGGUGAGCGAGUACCACUGGAGGAAGCACCUGAGGAACCACUUCCCCAGGAAGGUGUACACGUGCGGGAAGUGCAACUACUUCUCAGACAGAAAGAAUAAUUACGUUCAGCAUGUUCGAACCCAUACAGGAGAACGCCCAUAUAAAUGUGAACUUUGUCCCUACUCGAGCUCUCAGAAGACUCAUCUAACUCGACAUAUGCGAACUCAUUCAGGUGAGAAGCCAUUUAAAUGUGAUCAGUGCAGCUACGUGGCCUCUAAUCAGCACGAAGUGACUCGCCAUGCGCGGCAGGUUCACAAUGGGCCCAAGCCCCUGAACUGCCCACACUGCGACUACAAAACAGCCGACAGGAGCAAUUUCAAGAAACAUGUGGAGCUGCACGUUAACCCACGGCAGUUCAACUGCCCUGUGUGUGACUAUGCAGCUUCCAAGAAGUGCAACCUGCAGUACCAUUUCAAGUCAAAGCAUCCCACUUGUCCAAAUAAAACUAUGGAUGUCUCAAAGGUGAAACUAAAGAAAACCAAAAAGCGAGAGGCUGACCUGCCAGAUGCCAGUACUACCAAUGAGAAAGCCGAAACAGAGCCGACCAAGACAAAGGGAGAUACGGCCGGGAAGAAAAAUGAGAAGUCUGUGAAAGUGGAGAAAAAAGAUAGUGCUUCAAAAGAGAAGCCUUGUGGCAGCGUCUCAGCGAUGCAGGUGAGCACCAGAACUCGCAAGCUGGCGGCCGAGGUGAGAGAGGCAGAUGCACACACGGGCAGCAGUCCCGAAAAGCCUGGCAAGACCAAGAAAAGCAAGCGCAAGGUGGGCGCCGGAUCUGAUUCCCCGCAGGAGGCGCCCAACGAGGAGGAGCCCCCAGCGAAAAAGAAAAAGAAGGCGGAAGGCAAGUGCAGAACUAGUCAGGAAGCCCCAAAGGUUGACAGCAAAGCCGAGGAGGGUGAGAAGCAGGCUCCCAGCGUGAAGAAAAGUACGAGUACGAAGAAGAAAACUCUGAAAAACAAACCAAGUAAGAGAAGCAGCAAGCUUGCUGCAAGGAAGCCAGCUCCGGAGGAACCUGCCCCGGAGGAGCCGGCCACCAAGGCCUCUCCUCCCACAGGGCCUACUCCCGGGGCUGCUGCAGGGGUCGGGCUGCUUCCUCCCGUGGGGCUGCCGCCUGCCGUGGGGUCUGUGCCGGUGGAGCCCCCGCCUCCCACAGAACAUCCGCUUCCCAUGGACCCACUUCCCAGAAAGUCCCCUCUUCGCAGAGAGAGCAGGAAGGAGAAGUACGACCCGCAGGAUGAGAUGACACGGAAGGAGCAGGUCCUCAUUGAGGUUGGCUUAGUGCCUGUCAAAGACAGCCAGCCGCCCAAGGCAGGUGCAGCCCCCCAGGAGCCUGCCCUGCCAUCACCACCGCUGCCCAAGGAAGACUCCCUGGCAGGGGAGGCACCAGACCCAAGGGCAGGCUCGGAAGGUGAAGGAAGCCCAGAGAUGCCUGUCGAAAACGAAGCAGCUGCAGAGACAGGGCCGCAUGGAGCUCAUGUGGCUGCUGGUGCUAGCAGCGCUGCCAGCUGUCCAUCCUCGGAACAAAGCCCAGGCACAGUGGAUGAUCAUACGACGCCGGGCCAGCAGCAGGCAGACACAGCGCCUCGGGAGACGGAGAUGCUCACAGAUGAGAACAUGGCCGAAGGUCCCUGUGCUGCUCAGGACCCACCCGUGGAAGGACCAUCCUCGCUGCUACUGCCCACUGCACAGGCAGAACAGGAAGCCGCCUCCAGCAGCGCCCCGGCCUCGCCUCCCGCCACCCUGGCAGGAAAUGAGUCUCCGGAAAUCGAGGAAGAUGAAGGCAUCCACAGUCACGAUGGUAGCGACCUAAGUGACAACAUGUCGGAGGGCAGUGACGACUCUGGGCUGCACGGCGCGCGGCCGGCUCCUCGGGAGACCCGGAGCAAAGAUGCCCAGGAAGCCCUGGGGGCCAAAGCGGCCGAGGGAGACUUUGUUUGUAUCUUCUGUGACCGUUCAUUUAGAAAGGAAAAAGAUUAUAGUAAACACCUCAAUCGCCACUUGGUGAACGUGUACUUCCUUGAAAAAGCAGCUAAAGGACAGGAGUAACAAAACUGGACACAAGUCUCAGUUCUUAGUAUGUAAGAAUGGUUGCAUUUUGUUUAUAGGGUAGACACCUUUUUAAGAUUGCUGUAGUCAACGUCCAGUGUCGGUUUCUCAGCGACUUUCUUUUCCUUGGGGCUCUGUGUGCGCCUGUUGAUGGUUGUGUAAGUUUUAGCACAUGCAAAGGCAUGCUAAGCCAACAGGACGCCUGGGCGUGACAUGCAAGGCCACAGCGCGACGGCAGCCGUGCCCUUGCUUGGUCCAGCUGGAGUUUUCUCUCUGUGUCUUUCUUCCUGUUUCCCUUUAUGUUGUAGUUCCUUGUUUAGGUUUAUAGAGAUUGGCUUACUUAAUAGCAGAUUACUUGAAGAAUUUUGCCUGCUUUAUAAAAUUAGCACUUUAAGGUUUUUCUUUAUAGAGAUAAGGAGAAGACAUUUGAAUUGAAGAAAAAGUCUCCCGAGCAGUGGACAAUAUAUUAGUCCAGGUGUUUUACUUCUUGAAUUUUGAUCAAUAUUUCCUGUGUAUGUUCAUUGUUAAAGGCAGUAAUUUUGGGUGGUUUUUUUAAAUUUUUUUUUCUGGUGCUUUAAUGGCUUCAGAUGUUGCACAGUUUUUGUGGUUUUUUUUUAACCUAUGCAUUUAAAUCCUUGUAGAGAUAACAUUUGUGUUGGACAGUAACACUUUAUGCAUAUAUAUGCAUGUCUAUUUUGGUCUCUUUGGAGGGAUGCUUUUAGGACCUGUUUGCAAAAGAGGUUUUCUUUUGUUUCCUUUGCUAUGAUUGUCUUUUGGCAAGAUGUGUGUGCAAGUUGGUAAGCAAAUGAAAUGUGCUGAUUCAAUCCAUUGAUUUUUUUUUUUUCCAAUUUUCUCAUCUUGUAUCUUGCUAGAAUCUGUUUCUUCGAGAUUAUUUAUUUUGAAUGGCUAUAGUAAAUUCACAUCUCAGUUUCGAUUUUGCCAUAAAUGCAACACUAGGUUUCAUAGUGAACAAAUUUCUAUCUCCAAUAUCAGCCAUUAAUUCUUUGCCCAUUUUUGGUACAGCUGCUUCCUAAUUUGAACUCUACCUUUGAGAAGAAUGCUUUCUCAUAGGUGGUUGCUGUCUGUGUGGCUGCUUGACUGAAUAAGAACAGCAAAACGAUACUUGGAAAUUGCAAACCUGGAAUUGGGAGAGAACAACUCCUUCAGACUCUGCAGACUGUCUCUUGAGAGAGUCUGAGGCCAACAAGAGUGCAGGUGGCAUGGGUGCUGGCCAACCAAGCUCAGCUUCCCACAGACAGUAAGAAGGCUGCUGUAACUUGAGUACAGUCUACAGGUUAAACAAAAAAAUCACACUUUCUCAGGGAUCUCCACAGCCCUGGUGGGCGUCCUGUCCCUGUGCCACCUGCUGGCCCCAGGAGAGGCCCCAGGUGAGCUGCAGCACUGCCUGCUCAUGGCAUUUCAUCCGGUCUCUGGGCAGGCUCGGGGCUUGGUCAGUACACGUGAACCAUUAGGACAAGCAUCAGUGGGUGAGUGGGACACUUGUCAAGAUCAGACAGAAGAGUUGGAGUUAGAAGUUACCUGAACUUGGAAUCGAUUGGGAGGCCAAAGAUUUAAAGAAACAGAAGAUUCUUUGAAGACACAAGAAUACGUUGUGUGAUACAUGGUGUGUGUUUUGCGUGCACGAGUGGGGAUUUGUAGAUGUUGAAAUCUAGGCUCCGACAAUCACUGUCAGCGGAAGAUCAAGCUGCAGAUAUUUAUAUAUGUUUUAAAAUUUAAGUUAUAAAACUAGUUAAAUCUAACAGCUGGUUUAAUGCUCAAGGGUGCGUUGUACUUCAGUUGUCUUUUAUAGAAAAGGAUUUUAAGCACAAAGUGGAGAUCGGGCAACCGUUUGAAGAUGAUCUUGUGGAUUCUUUCAUACUGCAGGUGAAAAAUUUGCCUUCUGGGGAUUCCGACUGGUUUCUAAUCUAGUCUUUAAGACUAGAAUGCUCAGAACAAAAAGAGAGAAAUCCUGUAUUAAAUGUUGACCAUCCCCGUUCCUGGACACUGAUGGACUAGGCCUGUCUUGCAGGAAGCAGUGACGUGCCAGGGGUCCGGCAGGUUAGCGCUGUGCUUCUGUACCUGCUACGAACAAUGUUUCAGGAAAAAGGAAACCAGCAGUGAUGAACUUCCGUGGUCGGGUUGGAAGUUCUUUUUUGGAAAAUGUGAUAGUGGAAAUGUCUCCUAGUCCCUCUCCCCUUCAUAGAUUAAAGUAGAACUUUCCCUUCUGAUAAAGGAACAACAAUUUAAAAAAAAAUUGUAAAUUGAUGUCGAGUUAGCUAGUGAUAAACUUGAAUUAGUAGAAUGUUUUAAUUUUAGAUGGCCAUAUUAAAAUGUAUCUUUUACUCUUCAUCUUCACAUUGGUUUCUCAAUGUAUUUUAAGUUAUAUAUUUUUUUCUUUACAGAGCUGCUUAUUUGGGGCUACUUUUUUAUUAUUAUUAUUAAGAUGUAAUUCGCGGGGACUUGUGUUGUAUUGUUUUGGUAAGGCUUCUUUGAAUUGUGGCUCUGUGUUUCUUAUAGUCUUCCAAGAAGGGCCAUUUUAUUUUUUAGAAUCACUUCUGAAGUCCCGUGGUCAUUAAGUUUGGGGACUGCUUUGUAUGAGUGUUGAUACAAAUGGAAACCCAAGCAGACCUCAUCGCACGCCACCCCGUGAUUGCUGACGACGGAAGGAAUGCCUGUGGGACACCGUCCCCUCAGGACUGAAAAGCUACGAACAAACGUUCUUCUCUUCCUUUGCAUGUGUCAGAAAAGCGUAAUGUGCUGGAUUUCCUCGUUAGCUUCGGCAGAUACAGUAAGCUGACAGUGUUAACUCGGACUGAAGACAUGAUCUCAACCUGGGUUUUGUUCGUUCACAGUCUACAUGCAGUGUGACCCAUCUUCCCGAGCUCUCCGGCUCUCCUGUCUGGCCCUUCCUCAUUAGUUACAGAACUUUGCAAACUGGCAUUGAAACAUUACAAUGAUGUUUUACUGCACCGAUUUUGUAAAACUUUCACAGUGCAAUACGUAUUACUUUUCUAAGGCAAACCAAAGGUAAAUUUCUCAAGGUUUUUGCUGCCUCCUUGUGCAGCAUUGAUGGAAGAUCUUUUAUACAUUUGUGAUAGAGAAAAAUAAACCUGGCUGCAAAUCCUUUUUUGGAAAAAAAAAAAUCUUAAACCAUGUACCAAGUGUUUGGUCAAAAUCGUAGGAUAAGUUAAAUUGUGUUAUAUUAACCAAUCUGAGUGUAUUUCUGUAAGCAUAGUUACAUUGAAAUAAAGUUUUAAAAAGCA